GCCAUGAGCGCCUCGAAGCCGGACAUCCUGUGGGCCCCCCACCGGGGGGACCGCUUCGUGGUCUGCGACUCGGAGCUGAGCCUGUACCAGGUGGCGCCCGCCGCGGCCGGCGCGGACCUCGGGCCCGGCUCCCUGCGCCUCUCGGGGGACGCGGCGGCCACGCUGCUGUCCGUCAACGCCGACACGCCCUACAUGAAGUGCGUGGCCUGGUACCUCAGCCGCGACCCCGAGUGCCUGCUGGCCGUGGGCCAGGCCAACGGGCGGGUGGUCCUGACCAGCCUGGGCCCGGACCCUAACCCGCGCUUCCGGGACCUGAUCGGCCGCGAGUUCGUCCCCAGGCACGCCCGCCAGUGCAACACCCUGGCCUGGAACCCGCUGGACAGCAGCUGGCUGGCCGCCGGGCUGGACAAGCACCGGGCGGACUUCUCCGUGCUGGUGUGGGACGUGUGCAGCCCCUACGGGCCGGAGGCGGCGGCGGAGAAGGCCCGGCCGGAGGCGGAGGCCGGCCCGGUGGUGACCAAGCCGCUGUACGAGCUGGGCCAGAACGACGCCUGCCUGUCGCUGUGCUGGCUGCCCCGCGACCAGAAGAUGCUCCUGGCCGGCAUGCACCGCAACCUGGCCGUCUUCGACCUCCGCCACGCCAGCCAGAAGCUGUUCGUCAACACCAAGGCCGUCCAGGGGGUGGUGGUGGACCCCCACUUCCCCGACCGGGUGGCCUCCUUCUACGAGGGCCAGGUGGCCAUCUGGGACCUGCGCAAGUUCGAGAAGCCGGUGCUCACCCUGCCCGAGCAGGCCAGGCCGCUGACCAAGGUGGCCUGGUGCCCGACGCGCACGGGCCUGCUGGCCACCCUGACCCGGGACAGCGGCGUGGUCCGGCUCUACGACAUGCAGCACGCGCCCACCCCGCUCGGGGACGAGACGGAGCCCACCAUCAUCGAGAGGAGCGUCCAGCCCUGCGAGGCCCCCGUGGCCUCCUUCGCCUGGCACCCGGCCGCCCAGAACCGCAUGAUCGCCCUCACCCCCGGCCGCGCCCUGGCCGACUUCACCGUCUUCGAGAGGAUCUCGCUGGCCUGGAGCCCCGUGGCCUCCCUGCUCUGGGCCUGCGGCCGCCACCUCUACGAGUGCGCCGAGGAGGAGGAGGGGGAGGCCGGCGGGGAGGCCGCCGGGGACGCCCCCGCCCCGGACGAGGACGUCGCCCACAAGAUGCGCCUCCGGGCCCUGGCCCGCUACGGCCUGGACACCGAGCAGGUCUGGAGGAACCACCUGCUGGCCGGCGGCCGGGACCCUCAGCUCGAGUCCCUGUGGUACACGCUGCACUUCAUGAAGCAGUACACCGAAGACGCGGACCAGAAGUACGCCGGCAACAGAGCGUCCUUGGUCUACGCCGGCAUCAAGGCCAUCGUCAAGUCGUCUCUGGGGCCGGCGGAGAGCGGCAGGCCGGGGUGGAGCGGGCCGGAGAAGCCGCCGGACGGCCCGGCGCCGAACGAGGAGCGGGUGCUGGCCCUGCAGCUCUGCGGCUGGAUCCGGAAGGGCACGGAGACCGACGUGGGGCCCUUCCUCAACUCCUUGGUCCACGACGGCGAGUGGGAGCGGGCGGCCGCCGUCGCCCUCUUCAACCUGGACAUCCGCCGGGCCAUCCAGAUCCUCAACCAGGGGGCAUCUUCCGACAGAGGGGAUCUGAACCUCAACGUGGUGGCCAUGGCCCUGUCGGGUUACACGGACGAGAAGAACUCCCUGUGGCGAGAGAUGUGCGGCACGCUGCGCUUACAGCUGAGCAACCCCUAUCUGUGCGUCAUGUUCGCCUUCCUGACCAGCGAGGCGGGCUGCUACGAUGGAGUCCUGUACGAGAACCGGGUGGCCGUGCGAGAUCGCGUGGCUUUCGCCUGCAAGUUCCUCAGUGACGCUCAGUUAAACAGGUACAUCGAGAAGCUGACCAACGAGAUGAAGGAGGCCGGAAACCUGGAGGGAAUCCUGCUGACCGGCCUGACCAAAGAUGGCGUCGAUCUGAUGGAGAGUUACGUCGACAAAACCGGAGACGUCCAAACGGCGAGCUACUGUAUGCUGCAGGGUUCCCCGUCAGAGGUGCUUAAGGACGAACGGGUUCAGUACUGGAUCGAAAACUAUCGGAACCUUUUGGACGCCUGGAGGUUCUGGCACAAACGGGCGGAAUUCGACAUCCACCGGAGUAAACUGGAUCCCAGUUCCAAACCGUUGGCGCAGGGGGAUCCCGGUCCGACGAGAAGGUGGACCUCAGCAAGGACAAGAAGCUGGCUCAGUUUAACAACUGGUUCACCUGGUGCCACAACUGCAGACACGGCGGGCACGCGGGACACAUGCUCAGCUGGUUCAGGGACCACGCCGAGUGCCCGGUGUCGGCCUGCUCCUGCAAGUGCAUGCAGCUGGACACCACCGGGAACCUCGUCCCCGCCGAGACCGUCCAGCCCUGAACGCCGCCGGCCUUCCCCGGGAAGGGGGGGCCUCGGGCCGCCGGGGGACUGUUUUCGGGAGACCCCGUGGGCCUCCUCAAUAAAAGGGCGAAGAGCCCCGACGGUCGAGAAGCCGCCUGGAGUCCGUCGCGUCUUCCUUCGGGGGGCCCCGUCUUCCCCUUCCCAACCGGCCCGUUCUCUCGGCCCGUCGUCAUCCCGGGGCGGACCGACUCUUCCCGGAAGGAGGGAGGUACGGCCUACGCCCUCCGCGCUCUGGCAGAGCGUCGGGGAGCGCUGGCCCGAUCUUACAAAAACACCUGCCUUCGUUUGGGGGCGUCGUCACCUUCCCGGCCCUCCCGUCGGUGGGAUUUACCGAGCGCUUACCGUGCGCGGGGCGUUGGACUACGCACCUGGGAGAGGCCGGUGUAACCCAGUAGGUUCGUUCUUUCAUUUAAUCGUAUUUAUCGGGCGCUUACCGCGUGCAGAGCGCUGGACCUGAGCGCUUGGGAGAGCCCAGGGUAA
Molecule: messenger RNA, 2948 nt
Organism: Ornithorhynchus anatinus (platypus)
Lineage: Eukaryota; Metazoa; Chordata; Mammalia; Monotremata; Ornithorhynchidae
Gene: MIOS
Product: meiosis regulator for oocyte development
Exons: 9
Coding region: 4-2925 (973 amino acids)
Biological process (GO): positive regulation of TORC1 signaling; cellular response to amino acid starvation
Cellular component (GO): cytoplasm
Molecular function (GO): protein binding
Source: RefSeq, a predicted model, not a curated record